AUGCAGUUAAACGACGAGAGUCCAGUUCAUGUUGUUUCAAAUGUAACUGAAAUUUAUCAAUUCUUAUCGAUAUACCGUGAAAUGAUUAUGGCUAAAUAUUACAGUAUUGAUCGUGUAUUUCGAAAUGAAAAUCUGGACGCUACUCAUUUGGCAGAAUUUCAUCAAGUUGAAGGUCUAGUCGCUGACUUUGGUCUUAGCUUAGGCCAUUUGAAAACUGUAAUUCGAACAUUCUUUUCAAAGUUAGGACUUACGCAACUGAGAUUUAAACCAGCAUAUAAUCCAUAUACUGAACCGAGUAUGGAAAUUUUUAGUUAUCAUCCUGGUCUCAAGAAGUGGGUGGAAAUAGGUAAUUCUGGACUAUUUCGUCCGGAAAUGCUCAGACCAAUGGGGUUACCUGAAGGAUUGUCUGUUAUAGCUUGGGGAUUGUCUCUGGAACGUCCAACUAUGAUUCGAUAUGGUUAUAAAAAUAUUCGUGAUUUAAUUGGUCCAAAAAUUGAUCUUAAUAUGAUAUACAAGGCACCAUUGUGUCGAAUGUAUAAGUGUUAGCUCCUGUUCUCAUACUAUUUAAUAUCGAGUCUUAUUCCAUUGUGAUUUAAUUUUUGGCAUCUGUUGUUUUUGCAAACUUUUGGAAGAUAUUUUGCAUAUGUCUGUAAAUGUACUUUGCUGUACGUACUAUUGAAUAUCCUUGAUAUGAUUAUAGAAAGCCGAUUAUUUCUAACUUGAAA
This is a messenger RNA of Schistosoma haematobium, 725 nucleotides long. RefSeq lists its product as uncharacterized. The coding region runs from base 1 to 546 and encodes 181 amino acids. Gene Ontology annotation, cellular component: cytoplasm; cytosol; phenylalanine-tRNA ligase complex. NCBI's taxonomy places the organism in Eukaryota, Metazoa, Platyhelminthes, Trematoda, Strigeidida, Schistosomatidae. Gene Ontology annotation, molecular function: phenylalanine-tRNA ligase activity; ATP binding; tRNA binding. Gene Ontology annotation, biological process: phenylalanyl-tRNA aminoacylation. The transcript has 5 exons. The record is from RefSeq and is a predicted model, not a curated record.